Molecule: messenger RNA, 2238 nt
Organism: Vigna angularis (adzuki bean)
Lineage: Eukaryota; Viridiplantae; Streptophyta; Magnoliopsida; Fabales; Fabaceae
Exons: 1
Coding region: 1-2238 (745 amino acids)
Source: RefSeq, a predicted model, not a curated record
AUGGAUAAAUCUUGGAUAACUAAGCCCCGAAAUACAGUUGAAUACUUAAUUGGUUUGCAAAAAUUCUUAGAUUUUGCUUUUGAGAAUGGGGCCUCUGGAGACACAAUUCGAUGUCCAUGCCCCAAAUGUGGGUUUGUGAAAUGGCAAGCUAGAGGCAUAGUUGAGGAGCACUUGAUUUUAAAACAAUUUCCCAUAAAUUAUGUUAUUUGGAAUCUUCAUGGUGAGAGGCAAAGACAAGAUAUUUCUAGAAAUGAAGAUGAGUCACAAGAGACAUUUCAUUUUGAAAAUCCAAUGGAAACAAUGAUAAAUGAAGCAUUUGGACAUUAUAGGCAAGAAGGUACUAAUAUAGGCAGAUCACAACCAUUGGGUGAAGAUGAUGUUAUUAAUGAAAGGCCAAGGGAGAAUCAUAAUGAAUUUAAUGAGUUUCUCAAUGACGGAAAUCAAAUAUUGUGUGACGGGAGCAAGUACACAAAAUUAGAGUUUGUAAUCAAAUUAUAUCAUAUCAAGGUUUUGUGUGGAUUAAGUGACAAGGCAAUGACUAUGAUCCUAGAUUUGCUAAGAGAUGCAUUUAGUGAAGCAAAGUUGCCUCUUUCUUUUUAUGAGGCUAAGAAAAUCAUCAACAAACUUGGUCUUAACUAUACCAAAAUAGAUGCAUGUCCAAAUCAUUGUAUGUUAUAUUUAAGAGAUGAUGAAAAGGAUUUGCAAACAUGCAAACAUUGUGGUACAUCUAGAUGGAACCCAAAGAAGAAAAAAAAACAACCUGCAAAAGUUUUACGUUACUUUCCUUUGAAACCAAGAUUGCAAAGAUUGUUUAUGUGCUCUAAGACUGCAGAACAUAUGAGAUGGCAUUCUUCAGAGAACAAGGAUGGAGUUAUAAGGCAUCCAAGGGAUGGUGAGGCAUGGAAGACAUUUAGUGUAAUGCAUCCUGAAUUUGCUUUAGAUCCUCGAAAUGUUCGCUUAGGCCUUGCUAGUGAUGGUUUUAAUCCUUUUGGCACUAUGAGUUCUACUUAUAGUAUUUGGCCAGUGUUUUUAAUUCCAUACAAUCUUCCACCUUGGCUUUGUAUGAAGCACACUUCAUUGAUCCUAUCCAUGAUCAUUCCAGGUAAGCAGAUGCCUGGAAAUAGUAUUGAUGUGUACUUACAACCCCUUGUGGAUGAGUUACGUGAGCUAUGGAAUGAUGGGGUGGAGACCUUUGAUUCUUCAUUGAAUGAAACUUUUAGAAUGCGAGCAGCUCUUAUGUGGACAAUUAGUGACUUUCCUGGCCUUGGUAUUUUAUCUGGUUGGAACACACACACAGGUUUAGCUUGCCCUACUUGUAACUUUGAUGCAGAACCUUGUCGUGUUCCUCAUAGUAGGAAGUGGUGUUUUAUGGGACAUCGUCGCUUUUUAAGUAGAAACCAUAGAUUUAGAUUGAAUCGUGUUCGCUUUGAUGGAAGCACUGAAGAACGAAAUCCACCACUAAAAUUAUCAGGAUCUGACAUUUUUAGGCAAGUGGAAAAUAUUAAUGUUACAUUUGGGAGAGGAAUUCAUUUGGAUGGUAAAGGAAAAAGAUGCAGACAAGAAGUUAAACAGUGGAAUAAGAGAAGCAUUUUUUUUGAACUUCCAUAUUGGGAGUCUAAUUUGUUACGUCACAAUUUAGACUUCAUGCACAUUGAAAAGAAUGUAUUUGACAAUUUAAUCUAUACUUUGUUGAAUGAAAAGCCUAAAUCCAAAGACAAUCUUAAUGCAAGGAAAGAUUUGAAGGAAAUGGGCAUAAGACAGGAUCUUUGGCCAGAUGAUAAUGGAAGAUACCACCUUGCUUUGUUUUCACUAACUCGUGAUACCAAAAGGUUGUUCCUCAAAACUUUGAAAAAUGUUUUAGUACCUGAUGGUUACUCAAGUAACAUUUCUAGAUGUGUUGAUGAUGUUCAACAUAAAAUAUCAGGACUAAAAAGUCACGAUUGCCAUAUUAUAAUGGAGCAAUUACUUCCGUUGGCAAUACGUAAUUUGUUACCAAACCAUGUCACUGCAACCUUGGUGGAGUUUUGCUCAUUUUUUAAGGCCCUUUGUAGUAAAAGCUUAAAUCUUGAAGACCUUGAAAUGCUUCAAAAUCGUAUUGUGGUUACACUUUGCCACUUAGAAAUGUUAUUCCCACCAUCAUUCUUCACAGUUAUGGUUCAUUUAAUUGUUCAUUUGGUAGAGGAAGCAAAGCUUGGAGGUCCAGUUCAUUAUCGAUAUAUGUAUCCUAUAGAGAGGUAA